AUGAGAAGGGCAUCGCCUAGGGCACGAUCUGCCGGACCAACGAGGGAUCAGUCGGAAGCGGCUGCACCCGGUGCAGCCCUAGACGAGUACGUUUCUAGUUUACGGGGAGCACGCGCUCCAGAUGGCGACGGGGCGCUACAGCGGGAAAUCGAUACCCUAGCGUCGCUGAUCCAGUCAAGCAGUUACCGACAGGGUGGCAAUGGGAACGGAGUGGGAGCAUCGUUGCUUUCCGUGCCACUGAGCACGUCAUCCAGUGCGAGCGCCCUCGCCGGUCGCCAGGGUGCAGCACAGACGCCAGUCGCGGUGGCGAGUGCGGCAAGCAUCGGGACAGCAGCCCGAGCCGGUGCAGGCGAACGAGCAGCAUCGACUGGUGCAGGUACGUCACCACCACUGCCGCCACCGCCGCUAACAACAGCAACGAUAACGGCGCCUUCGGGGGCAACACCAGCAGCGAACCCGAACUCGAGUCGAACGCCGCAGCAGCGCCAGUCGGAGCUCUUCCUCGCCCAACGCUUUGCGCGUUACUUCAUGGGACGACUCUUAGAGCAUAUGCGUGGACGUCAGGCUUCUUUGAAUAGCCUGGAUGCAUCGCAGUUGAAUGUCUUCAAUUCGUAUCGACGGGCGAUUCGUGAUAAGCUCUGCGAACUCGCCGAGGAUCGUACAGACUAUCAUUCAUUUCGGAGAGCACUGCGGGAACUCUUUCACCGAGCGACGGAUGGUGCUGUGCCGGAUCUCUGGGGCGACUUUGUGCGCUUCUGCACUGCACCGCGGCAGGCACCUGCAGCAUCGACUUCAGGGACGGCUGGGUCGGCAACUGGAGACGCUCCCGCACCUGCAUCACGAACGGAGCCACCAAGCGCUGAUCCAGUAACGAGCCGAACGGGCAUGCCGGCAGCUGUCGUCGGGAGCGAGGUCACUGCGCUUCCCAAAACGCACCCUACUCCCUCGGGCACGCGCCCCGGAGGAGCCAGCGCUGAGCGACGAUCCAUGCCAGGCUCCAGGCCGGUGCCGAGUGCGAACUCACUACCCUACGCGCAGUCGUUGCAGAGUGCUCGCGAGGCGGGCGGAGUUGUUGGUGGAGCAUCCCUCGCUUCGCAACGCCAUGCAGCAGCCGGCGCUGGCCCUAUGAUUGCAAUCGAAAGCGCUGUAUCGUCGGCAGCAGCAGCAGGUACUCAGACAAGGGAGCAUGAUGAUGACGAUGAAGAUAAUGCCGCCAAUGAACCAGACGGAAGUGCUGCAAGCCCUGGGCCUGAAGAUACUGGCAACGACGAUGACGACGAUGUAGAGCGUCUCGUCAAGGUAGACUUGGAACGAGAACGAGCUCUUCUGGAACAGGAGAAUGUUGUCACUGCGGUCGUAGACGCCGCACCGGAAUCGUUUCUCCUCGAUCAGCAAGCGUUAACAGCGCGUUUCCUGGAGGCGCUCCAGAGACACGGGAACCUGCGGGCAGCCAAGUCAUGCCUUGCCCUGCUCAGUCAGGCCGCAGAGACGCGACUGCGGCAAGUGCUCGAGCGCACGCUCCAGUGGACAGCAGCUAGGCGCCAGGCAUAUCCCCGAUACGCGCUGACUCUGGUUGUACCCGAAUCAUCUGUACGACGUGUGCUGGCACAGCAGCGCAAGAAACUCUUGGAAGAGCGAGCUCGAAAGCGAUAUGCGCUGAACCUGCCAGACGAGGGUGAGAACGCCGAUACUGGAGUCCAGCUCCAUCACCGUCGGCUUGCGUUGGAGCAAGCUCGUCAACGGGAAAAAGUCCAGGAGACCAAUGUGGCGCUGAGUGGAAUGCUCGCUGCACUGACUGCAGCUCGCCGAAAGCGUCCUGUUCCAACGCGUACGCGUCCCUCUACAACCGAUUACGAACGAGCAGACGCCAACGAUGGCACCACAGCGGAGCCAGACUGGGAGUCGGAGCGUCGUACCAAACCACGGCUGGCUGCGCGGCAGCACGCAAGCACAGCACCAGAAGCGUCGGCUGCGUCUUCGACGUUGCCACGUGGGAUGAGCGCAUACUCGACAAUUCAGCUGCGGGAUGCUAUUCGGGCGUUAGCUGCGGACCCGCUCGCUCGAAAAUCUCGUCUCCUGGAAAGAUGGGCGAUGCGUAUCCAGAAAAACGUGUCCAAUGUGUGA
Messenger RNA from Cyanidioschyzon merolae strain 10D, 2124 nucleotides. RefSeq lists its product as hypothetical. Gene Ontology annotation, biological process: DNA-templated transcription initiation. NCBI's taxonomy places the organism in Eukaryota, Rhodophyta, Bangiophyceae, Cyanidiales, Cyanidiaceae. Bases 1 to 2124 code for a protein of 707 amino acids. Gene Ontology annotation, cellular component: transcription factor TFIID complex. The transcript has a single exon. The record is from RefSeq and is a predicted model, not a curated record.